This is a messenger RNA of Oncorhynchus keta (chum salmon), 6883 nucleotides long. Its product is annotated as phospholipid-transporting ATPase IA-like. Bases 1403 to 4462 code for a protein of 1019 amino acids. The transcript is spliced from 32 exons. Gene Ontology annotation, cellular component: plasma membrane. Lineage: Eukaryota; Metazoa; Chordata; Actinopteri; Salmoniformes; Salmonidae. Gene Ontology annotation, biological process: phospholipid translocation. Gene Ontology annotation, molecular function: ATP hydrolysis activity; magnesium ion binding; ATP binding. The record is from RefSeq and is a predicted model, not a curated record.
CACACACACUCCUGUUUGCCAUCCGGCCCCUUUCGUCAGCCUGGCCUGGUCAGUAACUAAUCCACUGCUUCCAUGUGGACCGACAGCGAUAAGAAGAGAAGGAAUGCUAUGCCCGAGAACAUAACAGACAUGGAGAGAGAGAGCAGCUUUUAGUCCAGUGAUCAUAAAACACCCCAGUUAAUUACCGUGUCAGAAAUGGUCCACCCACAACAAUCGGGUGAAAAGGAAAAAAGGUAAGGAUAUGUGAUAUUAAUAGCCUGGCCGUUAAAUAGAAGGCACACACAACUGGUUUCUCCUUACUAUAGCUCUGCUGGGGGGGCGAGAGGAGAAGACAUUAAGAAAAGAUUCACCAUUGCCUCUGGUUCUGGAGAAUGCAUGGUUUUAGUGGCCCGGUAAAUAUAUUGUCAUUUCAAACCGGUAGAGGUUUGUUUUUUACCAUUACUGUGAGAAAUUUCCUCUGAAAUUGGGGAAGCAAAACUCUUAAUGAUGAACCCCAGAGGAUACAGAACAAGGUGAAUUACUGAUCUAGAUAUUAUAUUAAUGCUUAUGGGAAGAUCUCAUUUUGACAUUUUGGGCAGAAACAAGGAUUUUGCUGGGGUAUGAAAUACAGAUGCACACCUUUUGCCCUGUAGCUUUUAUUGUUCCUCACAGGGAAAAAACGAUGUAAUCUACUUGAAGUGGCAGUGGAACACAAGAUAUUUAGGGUCGUUUCAUUAGGGCACGCUAACACUGUAACAGAAAAUGAAAACAAGUCUAGGUUGUCCCUUCCUGUUUCAUGACGCAUUCUUCCGUUUAGGCGACUAAUAAACACGACGCAGGUUUUCUGCCUGGUUGACCAACCCUGGAAGGACGACUGGCUUAUUUUUCCCCCCCGUUUUAUAAUUUUUAUUAUUUCACUACGAUUGUUUACUUCUCAUUUUUCACAUGAUGAUAAUUUCCAUGACUUCCCAGGCAGUGGUCUCUAUCCAUCAGUAACCGGUGUGUUUCUUCCAGGCAGUGGUCUCUAUCCAUCAGUAACCGGUGUGUUUCUUCCAGGCAGUGGUCUCUAUCCAUCAGUAACCGGUGUGUUUCUUCCAGGCAGUGGUCUCUAUCCAUCAGUAACCGGUGUGUUUCUUCCAGGCAGUGGUCUCUAUCCAUCAGUAACCGGUGUGUUUCUUCCAGGCAGUGUGGUCUCUAUCCAUCAGUAACCGGUGUGUUUCUUCCAGGCAGUGGUCUCUCUAUCCAUCAAUAACCGGUGUGUUUCUUCCAGGCAGUGGGCUCUAUCCAUCAAUAACCGGUGUGUUUCUUCCAGGCAGUGUUCUCGAUCCAUCAGUAACCGGUGUGUUUCUUCCAGGCAGUGGGCUCUAUCCAUCAGUAACCGGUGUGUUUCUUCCAGGCAGUGGGCUCUAUCCAUCAGUAACCGAUGUGUUUCUUCCAGGCAGUGGUGGGAGAUAUAAUUCGAGUAGGAUGCUCAGAUUACGUACCUGCGGACUCUAUCCUCCUGUCAUCCAGUGAGCCCCAAGGCAUGUGCUACAUUGAGACGUCAAACUUGGAUGGAGAAACAAACCUCAAAAUCCGACAGGGACUACAAAUCACCUCGGAGAUCAAGGACAUUGACAGCCUGAUGCGUCUCUCUGGGCGCAUGGAGUGCGAGAGCCCCAACCGCCAUCUCUAUGAGUUUGUGGGGAACAUCCGUCUGGACGGACACAGCACCAUGCCUCUGGGUCCGGACCAGAUUCUGCUGCGAGGUGCCCAGCUGAGGAACACCCAGUGGGUCCAUGGCGUCGUGGUCUACACUGGGCACGACACCAAGCUCAUGCAGAAUUCCACACGGCCGCCUCUGAAGCUGUCCAAUGUGGAGCGCAUCACAAACUUCCAGAUUCUACUGCUGUUCGGCUGUCUACUGGCCAUCUCUCUGGUUUGUUCAAUCGGACAGACCAUCUGGAAGUACCAGUACGGCAAUGCAGCCUGGUACAUGGACUUGAACUAUGGUGGUGCCGCAAACUUUGGCCUCAACUUCCUCACCUUCAUCAUUCUCUUCAACAACCUGAUCCCCAUCAGUCUACUGGUGACUCUGGAGGUCAUCAAGUUCACACAGGCCUUCUUCAUCAACUGGGAUACAGACAUGCUCUAUGAGCCCACUAACACCCCAGCCGUGGCUCGCACUUCCAACCUGAAUGAAGAACUAGGACAGGUGAAAUACAUCUUCUCCGACAAGACGGGGACUCUGACCUGCAACGUGAUGCAGUUCAAGAAGUGCACCGUCGCCGGCGUGGCCUACGGUCACAUACCCGAGGCUGAGGAUGGUAGUUUUGCUGAGGAUGACUGCCACAGCACACAGUCGUCUGAGGAGGCCGGAUUUAAUGACCCCAGCUUGCUGGAAAACCUCCAAAGUAAUCACCCCACUGCUCCUGUCAUCCUGGACUUCAUGACCAUGUUGGCCAUCUGUCACACGGCCGUCCCCGAGCGCACCGACGAUACGAUCGUCUACCAGGCUGCCUCACCAGACGAAGGGGCUCUGGUGAGGGCAGCAGCGAACCUGGGCUUUGUGUUCUCCGGUAGAACCCCAGACAGUGUCAUCAUUCAAGCGCUUGGAGCCGAGGAGAAGUAUGAACUGCUCCAUGUUCUAGAGUUCACCAGUACUAGGAAGAGGAUGUCGGUCAUCAUGCGUACUCCAUCUGGCAAGAUCCGCCUCUACUGCAAAGGAGCUGACACGGUAGUCUACGACCGUCUGGCCGACAGCUCCAGGUAUAAAGAGAUCACUCUGAAACACCUGGAGCAGUUUGCCACAGAGGGGCUGCGUACUCUGUGCUUUGCUGUGGCUGAGAUUAGUGAGUCAACCUAUCAGCAAUGGUUGGAGGUGUUCCACCGUGCCUCCACCGCCCUGCAGAACCGAGCCCUCAAACUGGAGGAGAGCUAUGAGCUCAUCGAGAAGAACCUGCAGCUCUUAGGGGCCACAGCCAUCGAGGACAAGCUCCAGGACAAGGUGCCUGAGACCAUUGAGACGUUGAUGAAGGCCGACAUCAAGAUCUGGAUCCUGACCGGGGACAAGCAGGAGACUGCCAUCAACAUCGGACACUCCUGCAAACUUCUGACCAAGAACAUGGGCAUGCUGGUGAUCAACGAAGACACACUUGACGCAACCAGGGAGACCCUCAGCCACCACUGUGGAAUGCUGGGAGACGCCCUUUACAAGGAAAACGAUUUCGCUCUCAUCAUCGACGGAAAUACGCUAAAAUACGCCCUCACAUUUGGAGCACGGCAGUACUUCCUAGACCUUGCCUUGUCCUGUAAAGCCGUGAUAUGCUGCAGGGUGUCUCCACUGCAGAAGUCUGAGGUGGUGGAGAUGGUGAAGAAGCAGGUGAAGGUGAUCACACUCGCCAUCGGCGACGGCGCCAACGAUGUGGGAAUGAUCCAGACGGCACACGUGGGUGUGGGAAUCUCUGGCAACGAGGGCCUGCAGGCCGCCAACUCCUCCGACUACUCUAUCGCACAGUUCAAAUACUUGAAGAAUCUUUUGCUGGUCCACGGCGCCUGGAAUUACAACCGCGUAUCCAAGUGUAUCCUGUAUUGCUUCUACAAGAACAUUGUCCUGUACAUCAUCGAGAUCUGGUUUGCCUUCGUCAAUGGAUUCUCUGGUCAGAUUCUGUUUGAGCGCUGGUGCAUCGGCCUGUACAAUGUGAUUUUCACUGCUCUGCCUCCUCUCACGCUGGGCAUAUUUGAGCGUUCAUGCAGGAAAGAGAACAUGCUGAAGUACCCGGAACUCUACAAAACCUCUCAGAAUGCCAUGGGCUUCAACACCAAGGUCUUCUGGGCCCAUUGUCUGAAUGGCCUCUUCCACUCGGUCAUCCUCUUCUGGGUCCCCCUCACAGCCUUCCAGCACGAUACGGUCUUUGGCAACGGAAAGACCCCGGACUAUCUCCUCUUAGGCAACAUGGUUUAUACAUUUGUGGUCAUCACCGUGUGCCUUAAAGCUGGCCUGGAGACCUCAUCGUGGACUAUGUUCAGUCACAUUGCCAUCUGGGGCAGCAUCAGCCUGUGGGUGGUGUUCUUCGGUAUCUACUCCUCUCUGUGGCCGCUCAUCUCUCUGGCUCCGGACAUGUCUGGCGAGGCGGACAUGAUGUUCAGUUCGGGAGUCUUCUGGAUGGGCCUGAUAUUCAUCCCUGUCACCUCCCUGGUCUUUGACGUGGCCUACAAAGUUGUGAAGAAGGUGUGCUUUAAAACCCUGGUGGAUGAGGUGCAGGAGCUGGAAGCCUUGUCCAAGGACCCAGGAGCCCUGGUGCACGGGAAGAGCCUGACGGAGAGGGCACAGCUCCUGAAGAACGUCUUCAAGAAGAGCACUGUCAGUAUGUACCGAUCGGACUCCAUGCAGCAGAAUCUGCUACAUGGCUACGCCUUCUCUCAAGAUGAGAACGGAGUGGUGUCCCAGUCGGAGGUCAUCCGGGCGUACGACACCACCAAACAGCGGACCAACGAGUGGUGAAACCACACCCCUCUCUGCCCGGCUGGCCUUUUAAGAGCCACAGCCGUUUUCGACGGUGAUUUGAACCUGAUGGGGAAGUCUCCGGAUAACCCCAGCCCAAGCAUCGCAGGAUAUUGGACAUGAUAAAGGAAAAGAAAGAGGGAUGUCUUGUACUUCAAAAAGGGAAAAAAAUAGGAACAAAAAAGUGUUCAAAAAGUAUUCACUGCUGUAGUUGUGUGUCCAGCAGACAUGAGCACUGUGCUUGCAUUUUUAGCAGUCUGUGGUCUGAAGUUCCUCUGUUCUUGUUCUAUCUAAUGAAGAGGUUUCACUUCUUAAUAUCUCCUCCAUUCCUAUUAAUACACCCCAAAAAAUAUGUAGUUUGCUCCAAAAUCGUCAAAACUGUUGUGUGUGUACUCUAAUUGGUGACUGAAUAAUCCAAAUUUGAUUUUGAUCACCCACCACCACCCCACCAAAUAUUUUGUUUUGUUUGUAAAUGCAGAUUGCGAAAUAGCAGUUGUAAAUGCAAUCUCUUUCAAGUCGGCUGUAGCUUCGAUUAAAAUUCAAAUAAAACUCAACCAAGAAUAUUGACACUCCUGAGUCUAUUCCAGCUCUGAAUGGACCACUUCAGAACAGACAUUUUGUUGUUUUGUUGUUAUUUUGCACUUCUACUGUAUAAAAAGGCCUUACAUUUGUUCAUGCCUUCAGCCAUACUUGUUUGUUUUUCUUCUAAAUGUUAUUAUUUUAGAAUGAUGUAGUUAUCGUGCCCAAGUUGAGUCGUUUUUUUUUCAUGAUAGCCGCUUACAACUCGUCCAAUUUCCACCAUUUUAUUACAGCACUUUGAUUGCUCUAUACAAGUAAUUGCAUUCCACACAUUACUCGGCUGCAACAAUCACAAUGGUGCCUGACUUUUUCCCUGAUUAGAAUACGUAAGAUAUCCUAGCUAGCUAGUUUAGAACAGUGCUCUACCCACUAAUUGGCAAGAUGAGCUCAUUGUCCCCCAUAUAUUGCUCCCCAGUACACAAUGUGGUAAAAAGUAAAGUGGUAUAUUUAAAAUCACAGGCUCCAUUGUUGCUUUCUUUCUACCCAGUGUUUUGGGGGUGGUUGUAUGACGAUCUUGUUGAAUUUCCGUAUGCUUAGUGGCGGCUCUUCUUUCAAAAACGUCUUUUCCCUUCGAAUAGAGAGUUUAUCCUUCUAACAUAAGUGCCAUUAGCUUAAGGGAGAGAGAAAAUUUGCCAGGAAACUCCACACAGUAUCAAAACGACUUUCUCUAUAGUUAUUUUGAGAAUUUGUAUUUUUAUAUUGGAGAAGUACGAAUUUUUGCAUUGACCUGCUUUGUAAUGAAUAAUUGUCCAUGUUUUUCCUUUUUUUUCUCUCAGACAAAAAAAAGAAUGCCCAAAUGAAUGCCGAAAAAUAUAUUUCUUAAAUGUCUUGUUGUUUAUUAUUGUCAUUAUAGUACCUGCUUUGUUUAUUUAAUAAUUAACUGUGUUUGUUCUCUUCUCCCUAUGGGAGAUCGGUUUCCAUACCGGCUGCGUGUGUAUGUGUGUGUGUUAAUCCGCCAUCUGCAUGUGCAUGUGCGUGUGUGUGUGUAACCUCUUCUACUGUGGGUAACUUCUACAUACGCAUGUCUGUCAUUUGUGUGAGACUGGGAGCCCUUAGAACCUCAGGUCUCCUUUUGCAUUCUUUGACUGUGUUUUUGUAUAUGUUUGAGGAUGUGUGGGUGACUGACUGUGUGUGUGGUGUCGCUUGCUCCUCUGGUCUGUCUGCAUGACUCCAGGUAUAAUUAUGGUGUACUGUCUGCUGCUGUAUGGCCCUCUUUGUAUGGCCAGACCUCAGCCCUGGGGGUCCUGGGCUCUGACGCUAAGGCUCUCGCAUGACAGGAGAUGUUGCACAACGCACUCUGUUACCUUUCCAAUAGUGGAUAUUUUGGUAUUAUCUGGUUAUUGGUUUCAGUGUAUUUUCUCUGGGUCUACAUGUUUGUAACUUGUUUAGUUUUUUGUCUCUCAUGCAGUGUACCUCUACUUUACUACAAACCUUUUUGUGUUUCUUCCUGGUUUAAGUGAGGGUAUCAGUAAAGAUGUAUUUGUUACGCUAUACUUUUGUGUUUCGAUUGAUUAGAUGUCAACUGCUGUCACAAUUCCAAAAUGCUGAAUGUGAGUCUUCUGAUGUGAAAGUGGUUGUGGAAGGCUUGGACUGUUGCUUUUUGUCUGUGAAAGUUGUGGGCUGCAUGAAUGGACUAAAACCUUCUCCGGUUAAGUGUUUAUUGUACUACUUUGAUUCUCCCUCAAGUGUGGGUCACUUUACAGAAAAAAAUGCACUUUUCAAUUUGUUUCAAUAUCAUUUAAUGAUUGUUCUGCAUGUUGGGACUGCAAACUUUUAAGUGUUCUGUCUUUUACUGCCAUAAAGGACUACUACUAAAAUAAACUUUUCAAACAUGGAAACCAA